Macrosiphum euphorbiae (potato aphid) is the source of this 279-nucleotide messenger RNA. The record is from the annotation of a GenBank genome assembly. NCBI's taxonomy places the organism in Eukaryota, Metazoa, Arthropoda, Insecta, Hemiptera, Aphididae.
AUGACGUCCGUAUGGGCUUUUCUAAUAGACAUGUUGACGGCUUUUGGAUUUAUGUUUAUUUUUUGGAUUAUACUUAAAGGAUUUUCCAAGGAUACAUCUGAAGACAAAAAAUUACAACCGGAAAACGAUAAGCCCGCAACGAUUUGUUGUUGCAUCGAUCGUUAUUGUUGCAAGAAAAAAAUACCAUUAACAAUUACAGUACCAAAUAAAAUAUGCCAUGCCGAAAGACACAAAUAUCCGUUAUUUUCCUAUAAACGAUCACCAAAACUUAGAGCAUAA